Molecule: messenger RNA, 2081 nt
Organism: Mycena citricolor
Lineage: Eukaryota; Fungi; Basidiomycota; Agaricomycetes; Agaricales; Mycenaceae
Source: the annotation of a GenBank genome assembly
GCAAUUCACGACACAAGCGCGUUAUUUGCUCAGGCUUGUAACGAAAACAAUGGCUUGAUGCCAUCAACUCGCUUCGUUUGCCGGCGACGUGUCUGCAGGAAAGUUGAAACUCAACGAUUCACACUGCACAGUCGGAGGUGUUCUGAAAUGAGUGAAACAAGCUGAAAAUUUAAAACUGAGAUGGGCCUGGUGGUAUUUAGGUCGGUUGACAGGUGAUAGAUAUCGGGACAGCUCUUUCCUUUCUACGACCAUGCCAUCGAGAGAGAUCGCCGACGAAGCAGAGGCUGUUACUUGUGAGCAGUAUGCCUCUUCCACACUGGCAGGGGAAGGAGAGGAGCACCCGGAUCCGACUCGGUCACACUCUGUGGUCUCCCGGAGAGAGUUGUGGAGCUAUUAUCUUUACUGGAACGGAAGCUGUGGGAUCGGAGCAGGAUUCGUCCGAACGCUGUUCACCCUUGCUGCCUUCCAAGCUGGCUACGAUGCAGUCGAGGGUCCGGGAUCGAGAUGCACUACAUCCGAGCGUUGCUUGCUUGUCUGGACGGGCGAAAAGACAGUGUCGAUCACUACCGCCUUAUUUCUCGCAGAUGGGGCUGCUUUGGUCGUGUUGGCCGCGAUUGUUACGAUCGUCUCGAGCGCUGCUGAUUACGGCAAGAUGGGACGAUGGGCUCUGCUCAUCUUCACUGUAUCAUACUGGCUCUCCCAGCUCUCAAGCAUACCUUUGACGGACAACGCAUCGAGUUGGAGUUUCGCCUUGAUCAUCUAUGUAGUGAUUUCGAUCUCCUAUUACGGCGCAGUGAUCUUUGCCAGCGCUGUACUUCCGCGCCUGGCGAGAAGCUUGCCAGCGGCUAAAUACUUCCGAGCUCGAUACGCAGGCGGGGAGAUAUCCGCCGCUGAGUUUGAUGCCGAGGAGAGCCUCAACUUGAGCAGAAUCAGCAGUUUCAGCCAAGCUCAUGUCAAGAUCGGAUACCUUGCAUUUAAUUGCAUCUUCUUGAUCCCUUGGUUCAGUAAUGGGAUGAAUACUUUGGUGAUAGCACCGACUGUCUACUGGAUUAUCCUGGGUAUCUGGUGGUUUGUUCUCGAAAAACCGCGCCCCGGCCCUGCCAUUCCGCAAGAUGCGAGCUGUACUACCGUGGGCAUCAAACAGAUGUGGAGGGCAAUCAGAGACUGCAAGGUUCUCUCUCAGACGUUCAUCUAUCUUGCUUCGGUCUUCGUGCUGACCAAUGGAAUCGAAUCGACUGUGCAAGUCGUCGAGUCGCGACAGUUCCGGCACUUCAUUGAGCGUCAACAAUACGGAACCAUUGAGGUCUUGGUAUUCGUCCAGACACUGGUGGCUGUUUUAGGCACGAUCGGCUUUUGGCGCAUCCAGAAAUACCGGCGCAGUGGAAACAAGACAAUGCUCGGUAUGAUUCUGGCGCUCAGCUCGAUACUUCCAGCGUGGGGAUCCUUGGUCGGCUUCCACACUACAUGGGAAUUCUGGGUCUCCAACGUCCUAAUUGGGAUAGUUCGAACACCAUACAACGCAUAUGCGAUAACAAUGAUGGCUGAGCUGACUCCGCCGGGAUUCGAGAACAUGUUCUUUGGACUUUUUGGACUGUCUGCGCAAGCGAGUCGGUUCCUCGGCCCGCUGAUUCGCAAGCACAUAUUUGAUUGGAACGAUCUUGCUCUGCCGUUCUUCUCCUGCGUGUGCGGUCUUGUCCUUGUCCUACGUUUCGUCAGUGUCCAGCAGGGACGGCAAGAUGCGCGUGCGUGGGCAGAGAAGAUGCGGCCGUCAGCGGGGAUCACCAGGUCCAAUUGAGCGGGUAGGCAAGGAUACACUUUUCGAUUCGAACAUCGCCAUCAGAUAACUCGUUUCGUUUGAACACGCACAUGACAUUGAUUGAGAGAAAUCGAACAUUAUCACGUGCCUGCCGUUCGAUCUGUUCAUGGGUGGCUUUCUUCGGAGAAACAGCAAUGACACGAAGCAACCAGUCCUUUGUCAAAUACUUCCAACAGACUCGACGACCAGUGUUAUCUGCCCUCCGUGUCAUGGCUGUCCCUCACAGUCGAGCUCGAGCUCCCUGACAUGUAGUUAAAUUGACCGG